Molecule: messenger RNA, 2561 nt
Organism: Pelobates fuscus (common spadefoot toad)
Lineage: Eukaryota; Metazoa; Chordata; Amphibia; Anura; Pelobatidae
Gene: AJAP1
Product: adherens junctions associated protein 1
Exons: 6
Coding region: 114-1304 (396 amino acids)
Cellular component (GO): cell-cell contact zone; plasma membrane; cytoplasmic side of plasma membrane
Molecular function (GO): beta-catenin binding
Source: RefSeq, a predicted model, not a curated record
UUUUGGUGGUGAUUGCAUCCUUACUCAUCUUUAUCCUUUUGCAAGCUAAGAUCUUGGAGCUGCACAAAUGGAUAUGUGUAUGAAAAUCUGACCAUUUGAUUUGAAACGUGACCAUGUGGAUAAAACAGCUUUUGGGAAUCAGAUCAGGCCAUCCUUUAGGAAGCCAUGCUUGGAUUUUGAUAGCCAUGUUUCAACUAGCCAUGGAUUUCAUUAAUUGUGAAUCUAUAUCUCCAAGCAGGACAUAUAAAUAUCUACAAGAACCUUCACUAGAACAUAGGAUACAUCAUAUUGCAUUAUUGAGUUCUAGGGGGAGACCGAAGUUGAGAAGUUCAAAACAUUUUUGGGAUUUGUUUACAAAUUAUGGACAACAUCAUGUUUUUAAACAAGAACCACAGCAUGUAACUGUACAUCGCAAAGACCUUGUGGAAAGCAUUUUUUCUAGAAAUGUGCAGGUAAAACACUCCAACAGAUCAAAAUCAAAUCCUUCAAUGCAAGGACCAAAAAAUACACUAACAAUUACUCAGUUGAAAAGGGGUAAAAGGCAGCUCCAAAGACGAAGCUGGAAUAACUUGCAACCUUUCAUGAACAGUGAAAGUCAGCCAACGACCGUUUCAGAAUUCAUUAUAUGGGGACCAACAGGGGAUGAUGAAUUUGUAGAGUCUAGCACAUUCCCUGGCAUAUAUGAGACCACAAAAACCUCUACUACACAAGCCAGAACAACUUUGUUAGAAACAACUACUGCCACUACAACUUCCACCACAACACUGGCUAAAGGAAUUACAUCACAAAACCCAGGAAUUCAUAUGGCCAAGAAACCCCCUGGGAGGAUUAGCACAACAGAACCUUACCCAGGUAAUGGGAAAGCUGCAAGACCACCGAGGAUACCCAAUGAAACCUCAGGUCUAGCGGUACACCAGAUUAUUACCAUCACUGUUUCCCUAAUCAUGGUCAUUGCAGCACUGAUAACAACACUCGUCUUGAAAAAUUGCUGUGCACAAAGCGGAAAUGUUAGGCGUAACAGCCACCAGAGAAAAAUAAAUCAGCAAGAAGAAAGCUGUCAAAAUUUGACGGACUUUACUCCAGCUAGAGUACCCAGUAGCAUGGAUAUUUUUACUGCCUACAAUGAAACUCUGCAGUGUUCCCAUGAGUGUGUACGGACCCCUGUACCUGUAUAUACAGAUGAGACAUUACACCAAACUGGAGCAUAUAAGACAACUUUCAAUGGCAAUAGACCCACUUCUUCAGAUCGACAUCUCAUUCCUGUGGCCUUUGUGUCUGAGAAAUGGUUUGAAAUCUCCUGCUGACUGGCUGAAGUCUGUUUUUCUUCCUGAGGGCAGGGCAGACGCCAUGUUUCUAUUUCCUGGAUUCCAUUAGUAAACCUGUAAAAAUAAAAUAACAGGCGUCUACUAUUUUUGUUUACUACUGGGACUUAAAGAGCAGAACUCUAUUGGACAAAUAUAUUUUUAUAAAAGUAAAUCUACAGACACUGUAAUUUUUUUUCCUCAAAUAAUAUGAUUUUUUUGGGAUAAAAGACAAAUGAAAAUUACAUUUCAAUGACCAAGAAGAAAUUCUUAAACAAAGGACUGACUGUAUGAAUUUUUGGAUUUGGACUGUGAUUUUUGAACCUGUGCCAAUAAUACCAAUAUGUGCCAUGAAUCGAUGUGGAAGAUUUUCUUUAAAACUGAAGAUAAGCAAAUUAUUAUUUGAAUAAUGAGACUCAUGGAAUUUGGUGAAUUUUUUCUUGAAGAUAAAACAUUGUAAAAAGACAACUAAGCAACCCAUAAAUACUAUCCCCAUGUUUUAUUUUUUUCAACUUUAAUGUUUUGUUGAAUUCACUUUGUUUUAUUACACUCUGGAUUUUGUGUAACAUUUUAGAUUUUUUUAAAAAAAUGUAUCAUUGCUUCUUUAGAAGAACUUAAUCAGAUGGCAUUCAAAAGUAAUAUAAGAAGCUUUUUAUACAUAAAAGAGGCUUUUUACUUGACCAUUAUUUAAUGAUCUCAACUGAAAGUUUAGCUUGCCUUUGAAUACUGUUAUAUUUCAAAAUUAUAUGCAAUGAUACCUACAUGUUAAGGAGUUUACCUGAGUUUUUCCAUUCAAUUAAACCACAUUUUACAAGUCUGGAAACUAGACAUAUAAAAUUAAUGUCACUGAGCAAAACAUGAUUACUGUUUUAAAAUAUUUGACAAGUGUUCCCUAGUCAUGGAGCCAUGUAGGAAAUGGAAUGGAAGAUAUGGUAACUGAAUAAUUAAAGGGGAGCUAGCUUGUAUGUAUUAUUCAUAUUAAGUAAUAGCACUGCUUGAAGAUAACUCAUUAACCUAAUCAAAAAGACAGACACAAAUCUGACAUACAUUACCUAAAGGGAUGCCCAAAAUUUAGGGAUUUUAGACAUCAUAUACUGUGAGUUUUUACUGUAGUACUAGAAAUAUGAAAAACACAACUUUGUAUUCAUUCUAUGAUUAUGUGUACUUUUAAAUGACAGUAAUAAAGCACACUUAUGAUAUCAGACAAACAUCAUAAUUCAGUUUGCUGAAAAAACUGUCCUUUUCUUUCAUUGACAUUAA